This is a messenger RNA of Zootoca vivipara (common lizard), 7482 nucleotides long. NCBI's taxonomy places the organism in Eukaryota, Metazoa, Chordata, Lepidosauria, Squamata, Lacertidae. The record is from RefSeq and is a predicted model, not a curated record.
AGGGGGAGGGCCUGUUCGCUGCGACGGUCCCACGCAGGAGCCUAACCUGAGCGUGUGAGGCGGUGGGGAGCCGCUCCCCUCCCUGAAGGGAGGGAAAGUGGAGCCGUCGGACUGAAGAGUCGGGAGACGCUCCUCCCCCCUCAGCCUUGUCCUUAAUUUGGAGCUGGACGAAUGGGGGAGGGGGGCUCGUCGGGUCCUGCCCCGCUGUCUUAGUUGUGAGUCCGGGAGAUGGAGGCGUCGGAGGAGCGGCGCUUCCGUGCUUUUCUGUGCACUUGGGUCCACCUGCCUUGCUCACCCCGCCCUGCUCCUUUCUCUGUCUAAGGCUGCUUUGGGACUACAGCUCCCAUCACCCGUAGCAAACAGGACCAGUGGUCAGGGAUGAUGGGAAUUGUAGUCCCAAAACAGCUGGAGGGCCAAGUUUGGCCAUGCCUGGAAGGCGUCGGAAACCGAAAGCACCUCGCCAACCCCUCACCUCAAACUCUUUUCGUCCACAAGUUUGCCCAAAUAGAAAGGUCCAGUGGCCCUUCUGAAACAAACAGGCUCAAGGUUAUUUGUGAGCGAUAGUAGCCCGUCUUCGCUGGCUAUACAGUAUUUAUUUGCUGAUUUGGGUGCCAAAUGCCUCAAAGCAACUUAAAAAAGAAGAGUGAAGGCAACCCCCCCCCCCAUGAAGACCAGAGCAACAAACAACCAAAAAUUCUUAUCCGUGUAUCUGAAAAUGAUUAAACCUGCCUACCCCACUAAAGGGUACAUGGAAUUUACUGCUUCUGUCAGGUUGAGAUUGCCAUUAUUUCUUGACCAAACUAAUGUCAAAGGUAUGCAUUUGCAUUGCUUAUUGCUCUACUGCAAUCCUAUAGCAGGAGUAUUCAAGUGGCAGUAUCUUUGAUUAAAAGAAGUGAUUAUGCACCGAAGACAGAAAAGCUCAAAUAUUGGACUACUUCUGCUACUUUCUCAGAUUUUCCAAGUUGGGGUUUCUAACAUUCCACCUGUGACACUUGCCACUUUGGCAGCAAACGUUUUCCUCUUUUUACAACCCCUGAAACGACUGGACAAAACAUGCAUCAGUGUCACAGAGUGUCUUUACAGAAGAGAUUGGCAUCGUUUGUAUCUUUCACCAUUUCACCAUGUGGAUGAUUGGCACCUAUAUUUUAAUAUGGUCUCCUUGCUUUGGAAGGGAAUUAAGUUGGAGAGGAGGCUUGGAAGUUUUUGGUUUGGAUAUAUCAUUACAAUAUUUUCACUGCUAAUUGGAGUUGUGUAUGUGCUUCUGGAACUUGCUCUUGCAGAACUUCUGGAUGUUCCUUCAUACAAACAGAGUUGUGCUGUUGGCUUUUCAGGAGUAUUAUUUGCUUUGAAAGUUCUUAACAACCACUAUAACCCAGGUGGGUCAAGCAGCGUCAUGGGUUUUAUUAUAUCCAAUAAAUAUGCUUGUUGGUUGGAACUUGUAGCAAUUCACUUAUUGAACCCAGGGACCUCUUUUGCAGGGCAUCUGGCAGGUAUUCUUGUUGGGCUAAUGUACACCAUGGGACCGCUGAAGAUGCUCAUGAAAGCAUGCUCAGGUGGCUUUUGCUCUCAAACUGACUUUUCAGAACAAAGAAACAGAUACAAUUCAGAGAAUUUUAGAUACUCAGGUUACCCAUCACACUCAUCGAGAGAUUACAGCACAUAUACUGGUGGACUGAAUGAAGAAGAACAAGUUGAAAGGGCCCUCAGAAAUAGUCUGAAUGAUAGAGGCCCAAGACAUUACAGCAAUGAGAGGAGACCCUACGGCUUCUGGCUUCCACCGGAAGAGCCAUCAGUUGAGGAACUUAGAAGGCAAAGACUUAAUCGAUUUGAGAGGUGGUAAAAUUCUCAGGUCUCUAAAAUAUAUAAAGGGCUCUUCCCAGUUGCCAGAGCAUUGUCCGACCUUUCUCAGUUUACCAGUUUCUCAGAAAAUAAUGUUUCCUGCAAAUUAUCAUACCAGGGUGUGUGGAAAAUGUGCACUUGCUUUGCCUCUGGGCUUCCAAAGUUAAAAGUGAAGUUGAAAAAGUUUCUUUAAACCCUUAUACCCUGCAAGGUACUUCCUUUUGGGAUUACAUUCAAAGACACUGCAGAUAAACCAAGGGGGAUUUCUCACUCCACAAAGCUCAGUUCUUAAAUUAUAAUGCAUUUGGGUUUAUUUUCUUUGAUAAUCAUUUGCUUGUGUUUUGAAUAUAUACUGUUCGGAUGCAAAUGUAGAAUGAAAAUGUUUAUUUUCUAUUUGGAAUCCUUAAAAAAAAAUCUGAGUACAAUUGGCUUGGCAUAUCUGUGCAAGCACAAUUGAAAUGAAAGGGAAGAGAGAUGUGCAGGAACUAUACGUGGGCAGUACCCAUUCACUUGAGUGAGAUGGGCUUGUGGCACGCUUUUCAUUGUUGGAUAAUGCUGAGUCUCACUUUACAUUGAGCUCAAUGUGGAAGCUUCUGCUUGCCAGGAGCUGCUUCUCUGCACAGAAUUUACGUCUCAUGCUCUGGAACAGAAUUUGAUGUGGCUCAGAAGAUACAGUUUAGGUCUUCUAGAUAACAGCUUUUAUUUGGCUAGGAUAUGCCCUCUUUAGAUCUGCUGAUUGGUUAAACCCAUCCAUAUUGUUUUCAGUAUAAUUUAAGAACUAAACAUUAUGGUGUGUAAAAAGAAGCUCCUGGCAGCUCUUCUGCAGUGCCUUUGGGCACAGUUGUGUGCUAGUGAUGUAUCUUUUUUAGGUAAUAAAGUGACACUCAGUGUAUAAAUAUAUUAAAGUACUAACACUUAAAUCUUUUUGUACACGAGAGGCCUGAACUUUGUAUAUUUUUCAAAGCCCAAAUAGGAGAACUUUCGUUGUCUUCAAUCUUUUCAGUAUUAUUCAUAGAUAUUUAGAUUCAUCCUGUAAGUUUUGAUUUAUUUGUAUGUUCGAGUGUGAGUUUACUUAUUGACUGGGUUCUGUGCUUCUGAAGCAUUGACACAACUACCUCUCCAAUGAGUUUUUUCCAGGAUCUCCCUCUCCCUUUCUCUUCCUCCCUGCCCCCCAUAUACACAUCAUAAGUAACAUCUGGAUGUUAAUAUAGCAGAAAUAUUGUUGACGUAAUCUGUUUGUUUUCUGGAUUUCAUCAGCAAAUCCUCAGUUUAAAAAUAUGAAAACAUUUGAGAUGCACAGGAUAUUGUUUGGAUAGGCUUCAAUUUUGCAUCUGUAAUUUCCUUUAUCAGUGUUGUCCUAAGAGAACCAAAAUACAAAAUGGUUUUUUGUCUUGCCAAGUGCUGAGAGCUCUAAAUUUGAGAGAGAUUUCAGGAGUACGGUAAUGGCACUACAUAUAAAUCUCUUUGGUCUCUGAUGAUUUUGUAGGUCUUUUAUAUUCAGAAAUACUGAUCCUGUACAUAAUUGAGUACUGAUUUUCAUCUGCAUUCUAUACAAAUGUUGUGCUUCGAUUUUUAUUUUAAGAUCUAGCUAGCAUUGUGCUGUUACAUUUUUGUCCUUCAGAAAAGAAUUCUGUGACCACCUAUCCUAACCUCCUUUGGGAUAAGACUUGCAUUUUAGGGAAAGACUUGCAUUGCUGCCAAAGGGAGCUUACUUCUAAGUGGAAAUAACUUCAGGGGAGCAACGUUAAUCAGGACCACAACAGGAAAGUCCAGGAUAAUUACUUGUAAAGGUGCAUUUAAUAUGUAUCUACCUUUGUGGCCAAGUGUCCACUGAAUUUGCCAUUAUGUUUACUCUUUACUAAUUUUCAAUUUUCAAACAGUAAUACUUGAACCAGAUCAAGUACUACUCAUUUAAGAACAUAAGAAUAGCCUGCUGGAUCAGGCCAAUGGCCCAUCUAGUCCAGCAUCCUGUUCUCACAAUGGCCAACCAGAUGCCUAGGAAAAACUAGGGAGUAUAAGAACACUCUCUUCUGUGGUUUCCAGCAACUGGUAUUCAGAAGCAUUCUUCUCCUUGAAUGCUCUUCUCUAUGAAUUUGUCUAAUCUUUUAGAGCCAUCUAAGUUGGUGGUUAUCGCUGCCUCCUGUUUACUUACUGUAAACUUCUGCAAGUGUUGCUGAUGAAGAUGCCCUUGACUUUUAAAUUAUUAUUUUUAAAGCAACUCUCCACAAGCUCCCAGAAAUCAUUUUGGUUAAUCUUUUUUGAGGAAUAGUGGUAGAAGAGGUGAGAUUGAACAUUCCUGUUCAUUACAUCAUUUUGUCUCUGGCAAUUAUGGUUUGUGAAUUAACAAGCAAUCUUGUGAUUUUUUAAAAUAAAAUAAAUAAAUUUCACACCAGCUUAAAUAGGGCUGUGUUUUUGUGUGUGCGUGCAUGUGUUUUGGCCCCUCAACGUUAGCAUUUUCUAAUUGAGGAGUAUCCCUGAUAAAAUGAACACGUAUAUAAAAAAAUCUAAUAUUGAUCAAUUAAGUUACCUGAUUUUCAGUUUCAAAUGACUGAAUAGAAUAUGGUAGAAUAGCCACUUUAUUCUGAGUGGUAUUGGGGGAAAUUGCCAGAUCCUUCCUGGAGUCUGAGGAUACCUUUCAACAUCACACUUUCAUUCUAUAUUGUCUCCAGCUCAUCCAAAAGAGUGUCUGUGUGGCAGCUAACUAGUGUAUGAUACUUACCUUGAGUUUCAUUGCUGUAGCGCAGUUGCCUUUGGAACGAAGAAGCAAGAGAGAGGGAAUGAUUGAACUUUGGGUUGUAACAACCUCUAACUCAAUGCCACAGGUUGGUACCAAGGUGAAAGCCAGGAGAAGGUGUAUCCUGCUGUAGCGUGGCACCUGGGAACCUUAGUACAAUGGCUUCUUGAGGAUCACAGACCCAGAUGUGGAGAAAAAGAAAGUAAGUUUUAUUGCUGGCAGCAAUAAUUCCCCAAAGACUGAGCACUCUUCUCCCCAACUUGCACCGGACCUGUCACUAGAGAAGGCCAGAUUGCCAGCAUGACAUCUGGCCAGUUAUUGUUCUUGCGUUCCAGUUUGAGUGCUCCAGUGUAUUUUAUCUCAAGCAAUUUAGUGCAGAGCAAAGGUUGGUUGUGAAGAACAGUUGUCCCUCUCAGCAGUGUGGCUGGUUUUUGUGGGCUGCCUGGAAGGUUCCUGAACAGAGAAAUACCUUUCAUGAAUCAACCUGGAUGGAUAGCUUUCUGUACAGGGUUUAAAGCCGAGGCUUUGUUUCUCAUUUAUUGCAACUGCCUAGGAUCCUCAGCUUGAAAGAGAUCCAAAUAAGUUAACACCCAUAGCUUGUACUUUGGCUUGAAUCUGAUAAAUUGCAAAAGUGGAAGUGUUUGAAACUUGCUUCAGUCUUCACUGAGGUAACUGCAUCCCGUGAAAGCUACUUCAGAGGCUUUGCUUCUUACAUCUAGUUCUGAGGGUUUUUGCAGCAGCCUGCAAGGCAUGUAUGAAUGACAGCCUAUGUUUAGCAAUAGCAGGCAGUAACACAAACACCCCACAUGUACUAUUCCAACAGUACUAUGAACUUCUGGGAGCGUAGGAUUUUGGGAUUACAGUAGUUAGUGUUUGUUCAACAAAUUUGGGCCUAUGAUGUAUGUAGAUCUGAUUUUGUGAUUGGGACACAUCUGUGAUUGUGCUUGAAAUAUAGACCAAAACCAAUACUUGGACAUUUCUCUAUGGUUUCUUUUAGUUAGCUGUGGUCUGUGUACUCUCUGAAACACCAAAGAGAAGUCUGUUGAAAACAACAACAAAUAAAUAUCCCCUUGAACCUCAAAGGAGAAUAGAAUUCCAAUCAAUUUAGAGGGAAGAAACAGACACCACAGGGAAAACAUAGGAAGGAAUGUUCCCUACGGAUGGCUCCAUUCUCUGUGUAAAAACAGUAUUUUUUAAAAUGCGCUGUGAAAUAUUGCUGUUCAUUUAAAGUGGAGGAUAGUAUUUCAGUGACAGCCUAAGCACUGACUGUGGAAGUUACCAUGGCAACAACACAUUUGUCAUGACAGCACUGCAAAUUGGCAUAUAAAGCCAGAAUAAAUUGUCAAAGCAUGAGUAGCUUGGAAUGCACAAACAUCCAUGCUCACUUUAUUUUGCAUGAAAACAAAACAACAGUUGUAGUUUUUUCUUUCUUGUGCUACUUGUUAAGCCUUGGGCCUCUUUAAAGUGCUGUUAUCUGUAACACUUUGCAGACCAGGAGUGAGGAUUCUCCCCCCCCCCUUCCUGUAUGACUCUUGGUUUUAUUUUAGGGAAACACACUUAAGAGGCCUGUUUAUAGGUGAACAUGCAGCUAACGGUUCAUGUGGAGCUGAAAACUAUUAUCCCAAAUUGUUUCAUUUAUUACAAAUAUUAAGUCAUGACUGUUGCAGGAAGCACAAGCCAGUUUUAUCUCUAAAACAAGCCUUUUCUAUUUUUAAAACUUUAUUGAGCAACUUGGAAGGAACUUAGGAUGAGAGUCUGGCUUGCCUCAAGGGCCAACUUCUUGGCCAACCCAUUGUUGUCUGUUGUUCACUCAUCUUACCUGGUGCCUCUUAGCAUUUGAGCAGACCACCCUACACCCUUUUUGAACCACUGUUAGAAAUUGUGGUCUCAGCCAUUACUGUGCCCCAGGAGGUUACAGUGGAAUCAAGGAAACAUUUUGCCUUUAUUGUCCCUAUUUGAGGUAGGUAAUUAGUGCCUUGCUUCCACUUGCUCUCUCUUUCCUAUUUCCCUAGUCUUGUUAUCUCUCAACACCACCACCCAGCCCCAAAUUAGUCCAGCUCCUAGUCAUUUGCAUUCAAGUCGUCAUCGUCCCCCGCCCUUGGGUAUAUGUUUCCACUGCUAUUUUGUCAGGUUUCUUAGUCUGUGCCUUUGUGCCUUUACUCCACAUAGAACAGUUGCUCUGCCUGCCUCUUAUUUCUGCUACAGGAAAUAGGGUAGCCUGUGUUAAUAUGUAAUCACUAGCCAUCUUGCUGUCUUAGUCUGUACUAGUACUUUAAGCUGCAAAUCACUUUUACUUCUUGUCUACCAUAUAUGCAAAUAUUAUGGUCGGAAUUCAAAUAAUGCAUUUCAUAGACGCAAGGAUUUCCUGUUGUGCAACAGAACUCCUCCUCCCUACCCCCCCCUCAAUAUGCUCUAGAGCAGGCACCCCCAAACUGCGGCCCUCCAGAUGUUUUGGCCUACAACUCCCAUGAUCCCUAGCUAACAGGACCAGUGGUCAGGGAUGAUGGGAAUUGUAGUCCAAAACAUCUGGAGGGCUGAAGUUUGGGGAUGCCUGCUCUAGAGAUUCGCCCAACACUCCAGAGCAGUAAGGAAAUGGAAAUAUUUGCAGUGAUAGUUGGAUUUCACCCACUAUAGUAUUCAUUUAUCUUAGCAUUUGUUGGUUCUUGCUAGUUCCACCAAGUAAGCAAGACAAUAAUAUUUUUAAGUAAUCCUAUCCGUUGCUGUAGCUUCUGUGAUGUGCACUCAUCUGCUUCUGAUAUGAUACUUCUGUGAAUGCUUGUGUAACAGGCUGAAGAACAGAUCUGGUUAACACCUCAGGUGGGCUUUGACCUAGCCCAGUGGUUCCCAACAGGUGGUCCGCGGACCCCCAGGGGUCCGCGAGCUAUGCCAGAGGGGUCCGCAAGAUGCUA